Molecule: messenger RNA, 4100 nt
Organism: Megalopta genalis
Lineage: Eukaryota; Metazoa; Arthropoda; Insecta; Hymenoptera; Halictidae
Gene: Syp
Product: synaptotagmin binding cytoplasmic RNA interacting protein
Molecular function (GO): RNA binding
Source: RefSeq, a predicted model, not a curated record
UUGGAUUGAGGCGCAACUAGCAAGUAAGCGGACGUGGAAACUGGUUUGGUUUUGUGGGGCUUGCACCACUGCACCGCUCUUUCAGCGAGACAGUCCAAUUUAUGCAUUGCGGCUAUGUAGGGACUACACGAUAUCGAAACACUGCGCCCGGGCUUACUUCACUUACCGUCAUCAUUCGUUGCAAUAUUAUCAAAACUUUGCAAGUGCCUACAAGAUCAAAUUCACUGCAGGACAUCUUCUAUGGUUAUACAACACAGUGGUUAUAUUUUUUUACGCGGGUUCGAGGAAAGUUGUGCAAAAUAAAACGCGGAAGUGAAGCGAGACACACACGCAGCACGUUCGAGUUCGCGAAAAUAUUGGUGAAUUUCGCGGUAAUAUGAAUUUUAUACCAGUUGAACGAUUGUGACAGUUUUGUGACGUAUCUAGUGCUCUGUUCUACAAUAUACUCAAAAUUUAUACUGCAAAGGCUUCAAAUCUCGUGCAGCUAUGGCAGAAGGGAAUGGAGAAAUAAAAAUGGAAGAGAAACAGUCUAAGGAGGAAAUGGAAUAUGUAGACCGAACAGAAGACUUUUCCAAAUUAAUUCAAUACGGUUUGGAUGAAAAAGUAGCUGCAAAAUUGGACGAAAUUUACAAAACUGGUAAAUUGGCUCACGUGGACUUGGAUGAUAGGGCAUUGGACGCUCUAAAGGAAUUCCCCGUUGAUGGUGCUUUAAAAGUACUCACUCAGUUUCUUGAGUCGAAUUUGGAGCAUGUGUCAAACAAAUCUGCAUAUCUGUGUGGCGUAAUGAAAACCUAUAGGCAAAAAAGUAGAGCUGGUCAAGGCACUGGUACUGGUACUAGUACAACACCUAAAGCACCGGAUGAGGAUAAAAUCAAAAUGAUCCUUGAAAGAACUGGGUAUCCUUUAGACGUAACAACAGGACAAAGAAAAUAUGGAGGACCUCCUCCAAAUUGGGAAGGAUCUACUCCAGGAACCGGUUGUGAAGUAUUUUGUGGAAAAAUCCCAAAAGAUAUGUACGAAGACGAGUUAAUUCCAUUAUUUGAAAAAUGUGGAAAAAUUUGGGAUUUGAGACUAAUGAUGGAUCCGAUGGCAGGUUGCAACAGAGGAUACGCAUUUAUCACUUUUACUGACAGGGAAGCGGCUCAGCAAGCGGUCAGGGAGCUCGAUAAUCACGAAAUAAAACCCGGCGAGAAUCUGAAAGUAAAGAUUAGUGUUCCUAAUCUACGACUUUUCGUGGGGAACAUACCAAAGUCAAAAGGCAAAGAGGAGAUCUUGGAGGAAUUUGGUAAAUUAACAGCUGGCCUGACCGAGGUGAUUAUCUACAGUUCUCCGGACGAUAAGAAGAAAAAUAGGGGUUUUUGCUUCUUAGAAUAUGAAUCUCACAAAGCAGCUUCCUUAGCGAAACGAAGGCUGAGCACGGGCCGCAUCAAGGUAUGGGGCUGCGAUAUUAUAGUCGAUUGGGCAGACCCUCAAGAAGAGCCCGACGAGCAAACGAUGUCGAAGGUGCGUGUACUUUACGUAAAAAACUUGACACAAGAUUGUUCCGAGGAGAAGUUGAAAGAGUGCUUCGAGCAGUACGGUAACAUCGAACGAGUCAAAAAGAUCAAGGACUACGCUUUCGUGCACUUCGAGGAGAGAGAGAACGCGAUCAAGGCGAUGAACGAAUUGAAUGGAAAGGAAAUCGGUGGCUCCCACAUAGAGGUGUCUCUCGCGAAACCGCCGUCCGAUAAGAAGAAGAAAGAGGAAAUGCUCCGCGCCAGGGAACGAAGAAUGAUGCAAAUGUUGCAAGUUCGGAGCGGAGGUUCUCCGUCGCAUCCGAGCAUGAUGGGAGGACCGAUGCAGGUUCGCGGACCUGGUCAGGGUCCUCGCGGAACUGGUGCAGGUAUGCGAGGACAAAUGGGACGAGGCGAUUACGCUCUCGUGGAAAUAGAUUAUGAUUACGACUAUUACGGUUAUGGGGAUUAUCGAGGUGGCUACAGUGAUCCAUAUUACGAUGACUAUUAUCGAUACGAAGAUUACUAUUUCGAUUACGCGCCGCCUCCGCCACCUGCCAGAGGGAGAGGCAGGCAGCCUCAACCGGCUGGACGUGGUCGUGGAGUAGUGCCGCGUGGCCGAGUCGGUGGCCCGCAAGUCCGUGGCCCAGUCAGGGGGGGACGCAACCCCGCAACUACAGGGGCCCGUGGGCUCCAGCGGCUGUCCGCUCGUGGGGGGGUCCGCGCCAAGGGAAGUUUACCAGGUGAGGAUGCAGGUAAACGAAAAUUUGACGGGGGUCACCAGAACCAGGGGGAAUCAAAGCGUCGCUUCCAGAGCAACUGGGGAAACCAACCCCUCGCCCAACAACCAUUGGGCAAUGCGUACGGAUUGGCGAGUGUGAACGGUGGUAGUGGUGGUGGUGGUGGCGGUGACAUCGGAUUCGGCGGCAGACAAGCCGCGCUUGCCGGUGUCUCCAACGAUGAUCACGAGUGGUAUCAAGACUCUUACCAAUCGUGGAGCUAACUUCUGCGAGUCUGUGAGUGUGAAUACGCACGUACAACACAAGCACGAACGCACGCACGCACCAACAAACGUAAGAACCAACCAGUCGACGGAACGGAAUCGAACGAUCGGAACGCGCGUACGCUGGACGAGAGGAGAACAAAAGCAAAAGCGAUGGGACGUGAUAAGGAGAAGGAGAAGAAUGGAAAGGUUGGAUGGAAAGAUUGCUGCGCGGCAAACGAAUCGUUGGAAGCGGAACAAGCGGGUUACCCGGAACGGUUCGAGGAUACCAAGCGGAACGAGAACGAGGAGAACGGUGUGAAAAGGGGAGCCGAGAUUGGAGUUGAGAGCGGAGUCGAGAGCGGAGUCGAGAGCGGUAUCGAGAGUGGAAUCGAGAGUGGAGUAGAAAGUGGUAUCGGAAGCGGAGUCGGGAGCGGAGAUAAUGGUAGUUGCGAGGACGAAGACGGAGACGGAGACCGUGGCGGAAAGAAAAGGUAAUCGGGGAGCGAGUCUCGGUGCGAACCGUUUACCUCGGUGAGAAAGGAUCGUACGGAUGCUGAAGAGAAGAAAGGGAAACCGUCAUGGAGGGUUAGCAUGCGUUUUCGGGUACAUACGUAGACACGACGCUAAACGAAACGUAACGAAAGGAAAAAUGGUAGCAAAGAAACGCGAAGAAACGUGAAAACAAAAAAAAAAUGCGCGAUGCGACGUGCUCGGUGCCACCACCUUCGCCCGCUGUUGUUGUGAUUACAUAUACAGUGAUGUGCCACUGGAACUAAUUAUUACGUCGGAGUGACCACCCAACAACCCACCCCGUACUAUUAUUAUUAUUAUUAUAUAUAUAUAUAUAUUAUAUAUACAUAUAGAUAUAUAUAAUACGAUAAUACUAAUCUAAGUACCGCUACUGCAUUGUCACAUUGUUUACUGCCAAGUGAUACGAAGAUCGGCGAUGUUGACAUUGGGAUUGUGAUGACGAUGGAUCGUAUUAGUUAAGAGAAAUUCGCCGAGGCGAUAGCGAAAGCGACAGCCCACGGUUUUAUCGUGCCUCGGCUCGGAUUUUUGAGCCCUUGCGAGAAAAACGUGGCGCCGUACUCUUUCGAGCAUGUCAUGGGAAGGGAAUCGAUCGCGUUCGCAAAUCCGGACAAAUCCGGAACAGCGAAAGAGCGAUUGGAUCGAUAGAGCGAUAGAGCGAUAGAACGAAAGAGCGACGUACGAGGAGAAUAUUUAGAGAAUGUGUUAUCGAAACUGGGAAUAGUGUAACGAGAUCGAGAGAAUGGAUCGUGACAAAGUUUUAGGGCGCGAAUGGUAUUCCGUGUCGUGGACGUUCAUGUCACACCGCCUAGUUUCGAUCAAAGUUGCCCGGCCGAUAUCGACCAACCAAUUCGGCAACAGGUGUGCAAUGCACGUUUAUGAUUGUACGAAUGCGUCCCUGUGCGUGCGCGCACGCGAUCGCCGAAGCGAGACCGCCAAAGCGACCGCCUACGCAUUCGUACGUGUACGUAUCGGUGUUCGUGUUCGUCGUGUGUGUGCAUGUGUAUGCGUGGAGCGCGCCUAGCGCCGCUAGACCUUCUAUUGUUGGUCUAUAAUGUGUACAGUCAAUGAAACUAUUAUUAUUAUUAUUAAGG